Messenger RNA from Notothenia coriiceps (black rockcod), 1491 nucleotides. It is a transcript of the gene rfc1, whose product is annotated as replication factor C (activator 1) 1. Gene Ontology annotation, cellular component: nucleus; DNA replication factor C complex. Bases 374 to 1015 code for a protein of 213 amino acids. Lineage: Eukaryota; Metazoa; Chordata; Actinopteri; Perciformes; Nototheniidae. Gene Ontology annotation, molecular function: DNA clamp unloader activity; ATP binding; DNA binding. The record is from RefSeq and is a predicted model, not a curated record. The transcript has 4 exons. Gene Ontology annotation, biological process: DNA replication.
AAAAAUGUCAAAGUGAUAAUUAAAAAAGACCAAGAAUAGUAUGUUGUGAAAAAACUAAAAAGUCACAGUUUAAUCAUAAAAAGGUUUCCAUACAAAGACAACAGAGUCCCACCAAGGGCCUACACGAUGAUUACAUUUAUGCAAAUGUUUGCGUUGAACCUCUUUGGACAAAUACACAUGUUAAAUUGAUGGAUCAACUGUUACUAACCCACAGACAACCUGAUAUAUCAAUUACAGUCAGACAUAGCAAACGUAUACAUUUGAAAAGGUGUGUGUGUGUGUGUGUGUGUGUGUGUGUGUGUGUGUGUGUGUGUGUGUGUGUGUGUGUGUGUGUGUGCAGGCUGUCUAUGCCAGUGUGCUACCCGGCGAGCUCAUGAGGGGCUACAUGAGUCAGUUCCCCACCUUCCCCAGCUGGCUCGGCAAGCACUCCUCCACCAGCAAGCACUCUCGCAUCGUGCAGGAGCUUUCCUCACACAUGGGAUUAAAGACGAUGAGCAGCCGGGAGGCGGUGAACCUGGACUACUUGUUCUACCUGCGCCAGGCGCUACUCAGCCCGCUGCAGAGGCUCGGAGCGGAGGGCGCCGCCCAGGCUGUGCAGCUGCUGGAUGACUACCAGCUGGUCAGGGAGGACGUGGAUAGCCUCAUGGAGAUCAGCGUGUGGGGGGGGCAACCAGACCCCUACUCUAAACUAGAGUCAAAGGUGAAGGCAGCGUUCACCCGGGCCUACAACAAGGAGGUCCACCUGACGCCGUACUCUCUGCAGGUCGUGAAGAAGGGCCGCCGCGGGGGUGGGGGUGCCGGGGAGUCGGAGCUGGGAGCGGAGGAGGUGGACAAUGAAUCGCAGGAGUCUGAGGACGAGGGCGUCAAGUUGGACGCCAUGAUCAGACAGAAGAAGGGCAAACCUAUCAAGAAGAAGGAGACCAAGGAGACCAAGGAGACCAAGGAGAAGAAGGAGACCAAGGAGACCAAGGAGGCUUCUGGGAAGGGGAAAGGCAAAGGAAAGGCCAAGAAAUGAACACGGUCCUGCUCUGCCCCCCCCCCCUCUCAGCCCCCACAGACUAUUACACUCUUUCUCUGCACUUAGAGACCCUCUGCUGAGCAUCAGUGUGCUGUGAGUCGGGUCUUAACCUCCGCUGGGAACUCACUCGUCCCUCCCCUUUGACUAGAUGGCUCAGAAAUGUCUUUUUUUUACUUCCUGUCGUGUCGCUCAGUGUCUCUAUAAUGAACAAAUGUAUAAUACCAGCUUGUAUCAUGUGUCCUCUGUAGUGACGUGCGUCUCAUCAGGAGGUGAGAGCAUUUCCACCGUCAUCAGUUAGUGAUCCAGGAGCGGAGGCUGUAAAUAAUGUGACUCGGAUGUACGGGACUGUCAGACUUUGUUAGGACUUUAAUACAGAGACGCUGGAGCUCUGCGCUUAGCACUGAGGUUCCUGUAAAUUGCGAUUUUGUAAAAAAAAACCAUUCAUGAGGAUAAAUAGAGAAAUAUGUUGGUCA